GCGGCGCGGCCCCGCGGGCCCGGUUGUCGCCGCGGGCCCGGUUGUCGCCGCCCGUCCUGGCGAGGAGCAGCGGUGCCGGUGUCCCGGCGGGUAGGGAGGGGCCUGCAGGUAUUGCAGCCGGGGCGGCGGGAGAACCUGCACUCGAAUCAAGAACCAUGUGGUCAGCUGAUGAAAUCGCUGGGUUAUGUUACCUGCAUUACAGGACCAGACUUCCUAAGCAGGGAAAACCAGAUCCAAACAGGGAAUGGACUUCCCUGGCAGCUGUUGUCAAAGUGGAAUCUGCAGCCCAAAGAGAGGCUCUUGAUAGUCCAGGAAACUUGCAGGUAACUAAGGAAGUUGUUGCUAUGGGAACUGGAACAAAAUGUAUUGGCCAAAACAAAAUGCGAAAAACUGGAGACAUUCUGAAUGACAGCCAUGCUGAAAUUGUGGCCAAGAGGAGCUUCCAGAGGUAUCUUCUCCAUCAAUUGUGGCUUGCAGCUUCCCAUCAGCAAUGUAUCUUUAGUCCGGGAACUGAAACUGGGAAAUGGAAACUCAAACCAAAUAUCAUAUUUAUUUUCUUCUCCAGUCAUACCCCAUGUGGAGAUGCUUCUAUUUUUCCAAUCAGUGAACCAGAGAACCAGCUUCCUAAACCAAUGAGUGAAGGUCAUGCAGCUGGACAAUCAGCAGAAUGUAGAAGUAACCAUAAUCACUUAUGUCCAGAAGAUAAAAGAAAAUCAGAGAACAUGGCAAGAAAUUGUAUAAUCAAGAGAAUGAAAACUGAUGAUGGUGGUUGUUUUUCAGUAAUCACUGAAGACCUGGCUGUUCAGCAUGAAUCUGUGAAACGAGAAGACAACGCAAAUCAGAAGAGCUGCGAAUGUUCGGCAGAGAUGCAAACAGCUAAUAAGGAGACUGGCUUAGUGAGACCAAAGGUAGUAGAUGUUCAUAGAACUGGAGCAAAAUGUGUACCUGGAGAGCUGGAUGAUGCCCGAAUACCUGGGCUGGGGUACCACUGUGUGGGAUUAUUACGAGUGAAGCCAGGUCGAGGAGACAGAACAUGCUCUAUGUCCUGCAGUGAUAAACUGGCUCGCUGGAAUGUGUUAGGGUGUCAAGGAGCUCUUCUGAUGCAUUUUCUGCAGUAUCCAGUGUAUCUGUCAGCAGUUAUAGUGGGGAAGUGUCCAUAUAGCCAAGAAGCUAUGCAGAGAGCAGUUAUUGAAAGGUGUCAGCACAUCUCAUCUUUACCGGAUGGUUUUUUCACUCAGGAGGUUAAGCUGCUGCAAUCAGAUCUUCAAUUUGAACAUAGCCGACAGGCAAUUCAGGAAGUUCAAAGUAACAGCAAAACAAAACUUGUUCCUUGUAGUGCAGCUAUCAGUUGGAGUGCGGUCCCUGAACAACCUCUGGAUGUCACCUCAGACGGCUUCCGCCAGGGAACAACGAAGAAGGGGAUUGGGAGCCAUCAGAGCAGAUCCAAAAUCUGUAAAGUGGAACUCUUCCAUAAAUUCCAAAAGCUGGUGACAAGUAUUUCACAAGAGGAUCUACCAGACACUCUACGGAUGAAGACGCUAAAAACCUACUGGGACUACAAGGAAGCUGCAUUAAAUUAUCAAGAAGCCUGGAGAGUGCUGCGUAGCCAAGCUCUGCUGGGUUGGGUCAAGAAUGCCAAGGAAUACCUGCACUUCACAUGAGAAUCCAUGUGACUAUGUGAAUCCAGGAAUAAGCUCUGGUCCACAGCAGAUAUCUCUGCAGUUCAAGGGCCAGAAAAAUAUGCCCUCUAGUUUAUGUGCUGUAAAGAGACAGUAGUGAAAAGGAAAGCAAUUUAGAGAAUACUUCUAUUUUUACUGAGUUUAAGCCCCUUUUUUAUCUAAAUAUAGAAAAGGAUCAUUGCUGACUUAAAAUUCUGAGCUGCAUGAAACAAUAUGCCUCCAAAAGAAAGAAAGCAGUGCUGUACUAUCCUAGUAUCUGAGGGUAUGACACAGCGAUAGUCGUUGCAGUGAAAGAAAUGUCAACUGAAAUUAAAACAUUACUAUGGAAAA
Molecule: messenger RNA, 2009 nt
Organism: Motacilla alba alba
Lineage: Eukaryota; Metazoa; Chordata; Aves; Passeriformes; Motacillidae
Gene: ADAT1
Product: adenosine deaminase tRNA specific 1
Exons: 10
Coding region: 156-1661 (501 amino acids)
Biological process (GO): RNA processing
Molecular function (GO): RNA binding; adenosine deaminase activity
Source: RefSeq, a predicted model, not a curated record